GGACGAUAACGACGACAAGAGUUUCCUGAUCGUUUACUCUUCCUGACCUGUGAACAACACCGGCGUGGUAUUAAUUGUUUGCUGUUUUCGCGAUCGCGUCGCGCAUGAGGAUAUCACCAGCUCCUGAAACGCAAGACUGCCACACAUCUGUUCGACCAACACCAGUUGAUCUAAACGCCAGUUGAUCUGGAACACCGGCUCGGCCUACUUGUGAGCUUCAUUGGUUGGUGGUUGAGCUUGGUGGAGCCAGGCGAUUAUCCUCGCUGGCUGGUGGUGGUGUCCGGCAUUUCCUGUCAGCUAGCCUCGCUGGCUGGUGGUGAUACCCAGCGUGUCCUGGCAGCUAGGCUCUCUGGCUGGCUAAAUAAAGAGUUACAGAGUUAGGUUAUGUGCUGCAUUAACUAAAGAGCACUUGCUCCUUAACAAGGACUUUUUUAUUACCAGCCAUCCUUACAUUGUGGCGACGAGUGACCCUGCAUAUUUUUUCUGCCUAUACUGAUUUUUUUUCAUUGAGUCAUCAUGGCUGCAAACAUUCAUCCACUGCCGAUCUUUUUGCCUUGCCAUGGAGAUCCUCCUUUGCCCUUCAACAUCUGGAUAUGUAUGUUCAACAAUUAUUUGCUUGUGAUCAAUGCAACAGGGACUGCUUGGCCUGAAGCACAAAGAGGAGAUACUUUACUUCACUGCUUAGGAACAGAGGGACAAAGGAUUUUCUACUCACUGCAAAAUACAGGUGAUACUUUCGCCUCUGCUGUUAAUGCCCUAGAACAACACUUUUCACCCAAGGUAAAUGUUGUUGUGGAAAGACAUGUUUCAGAUUCUGCAGAUUAUGGACAGCUUUUCGGAAAAUGAUGGCUGAAAUCUUAAAAGACCUCCCAGGUGUCCAAAACUACCUAAAUGACCUUAUUGUCUACAGUAAAAGAACAUCUUCAUGUGAAGUUCAGAUGCAUAAGCGAGCUGUGAAGAAGUAAAAAGAAACUCCUGUUAAAUAAUCCUCCACUGGCACUGUUUGAUCCUGCCUUGUGUGUUGUGAUCUCUACUGAUGCAAGUGACUGUGGGCUUGGUGCUGUACUUGCUCAAGGGCGACCUGAUGGCACAGAAAAACCUGUGGCGUUUGCUUCCCGCACAUUGUCUGCCACAGAACAAAAGUACUCUACUGUUGAAAAAGAAGCUCUCAUGUUUUACUCUGCAGACAGACCGCCUCGCCUUCAAAUUAUUCACAAAAUAAAGAAACGUUUUUCUUUAGGCGUGAAAGAUAACUUAAACCAUUGCGAAUGCAUGUAAUGGUGAGAAACGCAUUGUCUUAGUCAUAUAAGGUGUUUUGGUUCAACUUCAUAAAGAUAGCUGUAACGACUUAGAGAAGACUCAGACAAACAUGUUUCUGCAUGAAUACUAUAGAACUCAAUAUACCUGUUAAUUGCAACGAGGAUUUGCAGCUGUUUGGCAUAAGACUUUCAAGUAAUUCACAAAAUGAAGAAAUGUUAUACUAUAGCCAAGAAGGAUAACUUAUAACCCACUGCAAGUGCACGUAAAGGUGAUGUAUCUUUUUAUGUUAAUUCAGCUGUGCCAGGGCCCUGCUCCAGUUGGUGCGUGGAUACACCGCCCCGACGUGACUGGUUCCAGCUGGAGAACCCCCCAGUUAAAAGGAGGCUGGAGUGCCACGGCGGGAGAGGUCCUCGCAUUUCUCCUCAUGACCCAGCAGUGUUACUGUGGCAGCCUCUGGCUGCAGUGCGGCUCGAAAGUUGUGGAAGUGGAGUGGGUAGGGGUGAGCGGUCGUUUCUUUUGAUCACCAGUUUUUCUCCUGUUUUGAAUUAGUUAAGGAGGUCAGACUCUGUCUUUAUUUUUGACUUUGCUUUGAUAAGGUCAGGGGUGCGGGAUUUGUGUAGAUUUGUUUUUGUUUAUUAUUUUGGCCUUGGCUCACCCUGAAGUGUUGACACUCCCGUUUUGUUGUUUCUCUUUUUUUUCCACUUUGUAAAUAAAUCACAUUAUAAUGAACGGAUUUGUUUCCUGUGGCUGCUUGGGUCUUGGGGGGGAAGCGAGUGCCUCACUCAUGUUAUUGCCUGGCUCUAGACGGGUCGUAACAUGAAUUGGGGGCUCGUCCUCUGCCUUGUUCUGUGGUUGUUCUCGUGUGGUUUGGUCUGUUUGGCAGUUUUCUUGGUGUGGGGGUAGUAGGUGUGUGGGAUUAUGGAGUUUUCUUUGGAUGAUUUUGUUACUUCGCCUUCAUGGGAUAAAAUAGCGAAGUGCCGGAAGGCUGAUUUGCUCAUUAUUGCUAGUUUUUAUGAUGUUCAGGUGUCCUAUAGUGCCCGUAAAGCGGAGGUUAAGGACGCUUUGUGUGCAGGGCUGGUGGAGCGAGGCAUCCUUUCUGCCCUGAAGGCAGCUGAGCAGCCUGGCGGCGCGGGUGUGAAGGUGGCUCCGGAGACUGAGCCGGAGGCGGAUGCCAAAGGGUCUGAUGUAGCCGAGGUGGAGUCUGAUGCGGCUGAGGUGGAGUCUGAAGCAGCUGAGUCUGGUACAGCCGGGGAGCCCCUGGCGGGGCGGUCUACGGAGGAUCUCCGUUUGACCCUCCGUAUAAGGGAGGUGGAAACCCGUGCUAAAGAGCUUGAGGUACAAGCAAUGCACCUCCGUGUCAGAGCUUUGGAGCUGGAGCGAAAGCCCUCCACCUCUGUCUCCACAUCUGCCUCUAAUCAUCCUAGUACAUCCACCACUGUCUCAACUGGUUUUGACAUCACUAAUCACGUUAAACUGGUUCCCCCGUUUCGUGAGGCCAAAGUGGACUCCUAUUUUAACGCUUUUGAGCGUAUAGCGGCCGCGUUAAGUUGGCCGAAGGAGUCUUGGCCACUGUUAUUGCAAUGCAAACUGGUCGGCAAAGCCCAGGAGGUGUGUACCAGUUUAUCAAUUGAAGAUAGCCUUGAUUAUGACAUCAUGAAGAAGACUGUGUUGCAGGCAUAUGAGCUUGUCCCAGAAGCCUACCGUCAAAAAUUUAGGAAGUGUGAAAAAACUGCCAAUCAGACGUUUGUGGAGUUUGCCCGUGAAAAGGGUCGCUUGUUUGAACGAUGGUUGCAGGCCAGUAAAGUGAAGGAUCUUGAGGGGCUGAAAGAGCUUAUUUUGUUAGAGGAAUUCAAAAAAUGUUUGCCGGACCAAGUAGUCAUUUAUCUGAAUGAACAAAAGGUGACGUCACUUGCCAAAGCGGCAGUGAUGGCUGAUGAAUUUACUCUCACUCACAAAACUAUAUUUUCAGCCGCUGUCGCACAAAAUAUCAGGGUGGGUGGGACAGGAGAGGAAAAUAAAGUCACCAAAGGUAGGACGGAAGGAUAGACAGGAGGAUUGUGGUAAUCGUGACUGUUUUUAUUGUCGCGAACCCAGACAUCUGAUCGCUGUCUGUCCCGCGCUCCGGAGGAAAGAGCAGCGCAAAGGCUCUAAAAAUCCAGCCGGCGUAGUUCUUAUUCGCCUAAAAUGCAUUCCACCCGUGAUUUGCACAAUGCGAAUGCUGAAAUAGAGCCAUGUUUUAAACCAUUUAUCACCAAAGGCUUUGUUUCUGUGAUGGGAGAAGAGAAGGAUAAGGUGCCUGUUACUAUUCUUCGGGACACAGGUGUGCAUCAGUCAUUUAUGUUGGACAGUGUACUGCCAUUGUCAGAUAAAACUGCUUGUGAUUCAGAUGUAUUAGUCUGGGGAAUUAAGAUGAGCAUUCUUUGGGCGCCGCUACACAAGGUGCAUUUGCAUUCGCCCAUAAUAACGGGGCAUGUUAAAGUUGCCGUGAGUUCCCAGUUGCCUAUUAAAGGGGUUUUAUUUAUUCUGGGAAAUGACUUGGCUGGUGGGACAGUUUUUCCACCGCCUGAAGUGGUGGAAACGCCUGUUGCUUCUGUCACUGAUGCUGCCACCCAUAUAUCAAGUGUGUUUCCUGUUUGUGCUAUUACUCGUGCGCAAUCGCGCAAAUUUGACGAUGUUAUGGAUGUCGCUGACACAUUUAUGGCGACGUUAGAUGAAAGAAAGUCUCCCAGCUGUGAGAGUGGCAGAAUAGAAAGCGGCACUGAUGUGACAAAACUGAUGCCAGAGCUGGGUGAAAAGUUAAACAGGGAUGCAUUGAUAACCACUCAGCAGAAUGACUCGUCACUGACUCCCUGUUUUGUAUCCGCAGCCGCGAAUGCAGAAGGUAAAUCCCCCACUUCUUUUUUUGUACAAGAUGGAGUUCUUAUGAGGAGGUGGUCCCCAGACCAGAGUGGUUUGCGUUGUGCUACGCAGGUGGUGGUGCCAAAGCCAUAUCGAGGGCAGGUGCUUAGCUUAGCGCAUGAUGCCAGCAUGGCUGGACACCUUAGGGUGAACAAAACUUAUCAUCGGGUGUUGCGCAACUUCUUUUGGCCGGGGCUGAAAGCCGAUGUGGUGGCAUAUUGCCGUUCCUGUACCACAUGUCAGAUGGCGGGGAAACCUAACAGACCAAUCCCACCUGCUCCGCUACAUCCUAUUCCAGUAAUAGGUGAGCCGUUUGAAAAAGUAAUAUUGGAUUGUGUGGGCCCCCUGCCGAAAACUAAAUCCGGACACCAAUACAUACUUACAAUAAUGUGUUCAGCAACAAGGUUCCCGGAGGCAAUUCCACUACGCACGUUGAAAGCAAAACCGAUAAUAAAAGCACUAAUUAAGUUUUUCUCUACUUUCGGGCUUCCAAAGGUUAUUCAAACAGACCAAGGGACAAAUUUUACUUCAAAAGUGUUUGCGCAGGUUGUGGAUAAGUUGCAGAUAAAACAUGUAAAAUCCAGUCCAUACCACCCGGAAAGUCAGGGUGCUCUGGAGAGAUUCCAUCAAACCCUCAAAGCUAUGCUGCACAAGUUCUGCGCAGAGUCUGGUAGGGAAUGGGAUGAGGGUCUGCCGUUAUUGUUGUUUGCCGUAAGGGAGGCCACUCAGGAAUCCUUGGGAUUCAGUCCUACGGAUCUGGUGUUUGGGCAUGUGGUCCGCGGUCCCCUCCGGCUUCUGAAGGAGAAGUGGUUGUCAGAAACUUCUGAAACUCAACAUAAUAUCCUUGAUUAUGUUAGUGGACUUCGGGAAAAACUCCACCUUGCAUGUCAGUUAGCUCGGGAAAAUCUGACACAUACGCAGGCUAAAAUGAAAGCUCGUUAUGAUAAAAAGGCUGUUUGCAGAAGUUUCCAGCCAGGCGAGAAAGUGUUGGUGUUGCUGCCUGUGGUAGAGUCCAGUUUGCUAGCCCAGUUCGCUGGCCCAUAUGUGGUGCAACAGAAACUCAGUGACAACAAUUAUAUGAUCCAGACCCCAGACCGCCGGAGAAAGUCUAGGGUUUGUCAUAUUAAUAUGUUAAAGUCGUAUCACUCGAGGAGCCCUUCGGGUGCGCCAUCUCCAGUGUGCACCGCUAGUGUUGUUUCUCCUUAUGAACCCUCUGAUGAUGGACUGCUCCAGAAAAGUGAAGCGCUGGGUAGCAGCGGGUUGAAAAAUUCGGAGAUCUUAAAUGAUUUAGACACAUAUUUAGCCCACCUAUGUGAGCCCGCUCGAGCUGACAUCACUGAUCUGAUAGAGAAUAAUUUAUCACUUUUUUCUGAUCAUCCUCGUCAAACUGCAAACCAAAAACCAGCAAUAAACAACUUAAACAUAAAAAAUCACAAAGAAAGAACAAUACAGUAUCCACAUCUG
Molecule: messenger RNA, 5622 nt
Organism: Oreochromis niloticus (Nile tilapia)
Lineage: Eukaryota; Metazoa; Chordata; Actinopteri; Cichliformes; Cichlidae
Exons: 3
Coding region: 2179-3306 (375 amino acids)
Source: RefSeq, a predicted model, not a curated record